Molecule: messenger RNA, 2212 nt
Organism: Contarinia nasturtii (swede midge)
Lineage: Eukaryota; Metazoa; Arthropoda; Insecta; Diptera; Cecidomyiidae
Product: nose resistant to fluoxetine protein 6-like
Exons: 11
Coding region: 19-2139 (706 amino acids)
Molecular function (GO): acyltransferase activity, transferring groups other than amino-acyl groups
Source: RefSeq, a predicted model, not a curated record
UCCGAAAAAAUACUCAAAAUGUUAAAAAAGUACGCUAGGUUCUUCAAGUGUUCAGCGUUAUCAUUACUGGUUCUUGUAAUCUGUAUAAAUUAUAGUGAAGCAAAUGUUCAAAUUAGUGAAACAGGUUUGAAUUUCUUCGAUUUUGAAGAAAUUAAAAAUGAUUUUUUUCAACAAAGCGACUUCAACAUUUCAAACACCUAUCGGAGUAUUGAUCUCGAGGCUGUGGCGAAAAAUGCGAAAUGUCUCAAACAAAUGAUAGAAAUUCAACGUGGUUUGCGAAAAGAGAUGUGGGCAAGGAAAAUUGUGGAUUCAUGGGGAAAAAUUCCGUCUGGAUUGCUUAACGGAAAUUUCUAUGAACUUGGUGAAUUUUCGCAAUGCUUAAAUAUUGAUCGAAAUGGAAAGCGAUAUGAAACACAAUACUGCUUGGGGCAAUUGACUUUUGAAGCUAACCUUGGUAUAAUGCCAAAAUCAAUUGGAUUCGGUUUAAAUCAUAAUCAUGGGUUUUGGCAGAUGGGCAAACAUACAAACAUUGAUCAACGAUUGCUUGUACCAAUAGCCGAAAAAAAAAUAAGCAUUACCUUUGGAAUGUGUUUGCCAGACUCUUGUUCAUUGCACCUAACUGAAAAGAUCCUUAAUGAUGUUAUACUGAAAAAGGGUUAUAAAGUGAAAGUAAGCUUUCCGGAUAACAUGUGUCAAGUUAAGGAAAGCCCUUCGGAAUUGAAGAAAAUCGAUAUCGCUGCUAUAUUUGUAUUGGUCACAUUUUUUUGCUUGAUAGCAGCGAGCACCUGUUACGAUAUCAUAUGCACAUUAACAAAUCGCGUAAAAACUCAAGCACUUUUGAUAUUUUCGUUCUACUCGAAUGGCAUGAAAUUGCUGUCGUAUAAAAAAUCAAAGUCACCAGAUAUGAUGCAUUGUUUGCAUGGGAUUCGUGCCAUUUCAACACAAUGGGUUGUGCUUGGUCACACAUUUAUGAUGUUUGCCGUGUUACCCGCUCGGAAUAAAAUUGAUCUAUUGACAUUCAUUAAACAGUACCACAACAUGAUUAUACUUUCCGCACCAAUAUCGGUUGAUACGUUUUUCUUCAUGAGCGGUUUAUUGGUUUCCAUCAACUUGUUGAAACAUUUUGAAAAGACGAAAGGAAGAAUAAACAUACCACUUCUCUAUUUCCAUCGUUAUUUGCGGUUGACACCACUUUUGGGUGUUACAUUUCUGAUAUCAAUGUCUUUACUAAAAUUCCUCGGCAAUGGGCCAGUGUGGCCGCUUCUUAUGACGAAGGAUACAAGUUGUGAAAAAUAUUGGUGGUCAGCCCUAUUAUACGUCCAAAAUUAUGUCAAUCCAACGGAAAUGUGCUUUGGAUACUCUUGGUAUUUGUCAGUUGAUAUGCAACUUUUCGUGAUUUCACCAGUGAUUAUUUACAUCGUUUACAAAUUAAAGACCAAAUCAAUGUCGAUUCUACUGAUUUUGAUUUUGGGUUGCAUUGGUUGCGACUUGGCGCUUCAUCAGAAAUAUGAUAUAAAAGGAAUGAAAUCAAGACGAAUGGAUAUAAUAUACUACCCUACACACGUUCGAUUUUCUCCGUGGCUGAUUGGCGUAAUUUCCGGAUAUAUUAUAUUUGAAGCCCGAAAGCGAUCAGUUCGCAUUCCAAAGUUGUUCAACCUUCUCGCUUGGUUGCUUUCUCUUGCUCUGCUGGCAGCCGUGAUUUUUCUAAAUUAUCCCCUAAUUCAGAUAAAUUCAGAGGCAACGUGGUUGGCUUAUGGACUGUACGAUUCGUUGAGUCGUGUUGCAUGGUCGAUUGCUCUGUUUUACAUUACAUUUGCAUGUGUAAACAACUACGGUGGCCCGGUUAAUUGGUUCUUGGCUCACCCACUAUGGCAGCCGAUCUCAAGAGUUUGCUAUGCAAUCUAUUUAAUACAUUAUCAUGUGCUCACGGUAGUAAUGGGCCAACUGAAAGCACCAGAUUAUUUUACAGAAUUGAAGGCAUUCCAUACAUUCCUUGGAAUUUAUGUGAUAACAGUGUUCGUUUCUAUAAUUGCAUCGCUUGCGUUUGAAUCACCGUUUAUGAUUAUUGAGAAAUUAUUGUUCACGCCAGCAAAACACGCAGCACGCAACAAUAGAUCGGAAAAUACAGUAAAAAAUUAAUUUAUUUAUCAUUAUUGACAAUCAAUUUAGUAACAUUAAAAUAAAGAAAGUUAAGAAACGGUGAUACAAGUAA